This is a messenger RNA of Cuscuta campestris, 2102 nucleotides long. The record is from the annotation of a GenBank genome assembly. NCBI's taxonomy places the organism in Eukaryota, Viridiplantae, Streptophyta, Magnoliopsida, Solanales, Convolvulaceae.
UAAAUCUAAACAAUCUAAACAAUAAUCAGAUUUUUUACUGGAUGAACAGAAAAAAGUGUUGCUUUUGACAAUGCCAAUAGCAAAAAAGGCCAUAACUAGUAUGUACACCAACCUCAAUCCAAGCACCAUCUCCAUUGCAGACAUGGGUUGUUCAUCAGGACCAAACACUUUCUUGGCCAUCUUUGAGCUCAUUAAAGCCAUACACUCUGCCCAAAAGAAGUUGGUGCUUCAAUCACCAGAAAUUCAAAUAUACUUAAAUGACUUGCCUGGCAAUGACUUCAACGCCAUAUUUAGAUCAUUGCCUCAUAAGUUAGAAGAAUUCAAGAAGGAGAUGGGAGAAGGGUCUGGGUCAUAUUUCUUUAAUGGAGUUCCUGGAUCGUUUUAUGGGAGGUUGUUUCCUACUAAUUCUCUUCAUUUCGUUCAUUCCUCUUAUAGUCUCAUGUGGCUAUCUCAGGUACUAUCCCUCUUAUAUAAUCAUUUUUUUAAUCGUUCCUAUAAUCUUUUCAUGUGCUCUCCAAAAUACAACAACAAACAACAAUAAAGCCUUAUCCCACUAGGUGGGGUCGGCUACACAUAUUAAACAACACCAUUGCACCCUAUCAUGCAUCAUAUCUGCUAUGAGAUCUUUGCAAAAUACAACAUACUUGAAAAAUGACAGUAAAAUAACAUGGUGUACAUUCUAUAGAUAAUCCUUUAUAACAUGGGUUUUCAAAUAUAAUCUUCGAUUAUGAGAUAUUAUGUUUGUGGUUUUCUGUUUUCAAAAAAACUUUUGUGGUUUUCUAACUUGAGAAAAAUUUCAUGAUCAGUCAUUUGAAACCAAGUACUGUUUUCUACAUAUGAUCCACAUAUCGAAUAAUUCUCAAGUAUAGAGGACCACGAACAGAAGAACUUCAUGAAAUUAGUAGAAUUUCAUAAAUUAUAACAGUACUACUUCAUCGGCCUUAAAUAUAUGUUCAUUAUGAUUUUCUAAAUAUUUUACGAAUGAAAUGAAUGUGUACAUAGUAUUUGUCAAUAUUCAUUCACCUUUUAACAUGUGUAGAAAGUCAUAAUGAACAAUUAACUAAAAACAGAUCAAGUGAUGUACUCUUUGAAUGAUUUCCUAUGAUUCUUAACAAUUUAUUUACCUAAUAUAGAGCUAAUAACGCAUAUCUUGGUAAUUAAAACUCCUACUCAUAUUUCUUAAUAAACUUGCAUUUUAAAAGUAAUUUAGAGAUUAUAUAUCAUACUUUGUUUAAUUUCUUUCCUUUUAACAUUAUGUUCUUCCACUAAAAAAAAAAAGAAAAACAAUAUGUUCUUAGUAAUUAAAGAGCUAACAACUCAUAUUUGGAUCCUAUCUUGAUAUAUACCACGUUGCUAAUACUAAUAGGUACCAAAAGGAGCAGAAGAAAAUAAAAGGAACAUUUACUUGGCCGCAAGCAGUCCACUUUGUGUGGUUAAAGCAUACUAUGAACAAUUUGAAAGAGAUUUUGAGACAUUUUUAAAGUGUAGGGCCAAGGAGUUAGUGAGUGGUGGGAGUAUGGUUUUAACGAUUUUAGGCAGGAAAAGUGAAGACCCAUGCAGUAUGGAAGCUUGUCAUGUGUUUGAACUCCUAGCCAUGGCCCUCGGUGACCUAGUUGACCAGGGAUUUAUAGAAGAAGAAAAAUUAUUCUCAUUCAGCAUUCCUAAUUACAUGCCAUCUCCAACUGAAGUGAAGUACAUAGUUAAAAAAGAGGGGUCCUUCUCUAUAAACUCUUUGGAAGUUACAAAUGUUCAUUGGGAUCCUUCUCAAUUUGUGGAAGAAAAUGGAUGCAAAGAAGAAGGAUACAAUGUUGCCAAGUGUAUGAGAGCGGUGUCAGAGCCAUUGCUACGUACUCAUUUUGGAGAGGAUAUUAUUGAGAAAGUCUUUGAUAAGUACCACAAAAACAUUGUGGAUUCUAUGUCUAAAGGAUAUAUACGUUAUUUCAAUGUAACCAUCUCUGUCACAAAAAAAAAUUGUAAUCCAUAAGAAGAGAUUCAUGUAAUCUACAUGACCAAAAAACCAUGUCUUGUGUAUAUUUUAGUUUGUAUGAAACUAGUGCUCAAAGCAUGUUUUCAUAUGUGCUACAUAAAUAGGAGUUUGAUUC